Molecule: messenger RNA, 1099 nt
Organism: Erpetoichthys calabaricus (reedfish)
Lineage: Eukaryota; Metazoa; Chordata; Cladistia; Polypteriformes; Polypteridae
Exons: 5
Coding region: 167-664 (165 amino acids)
Source: RefSeq, a predicted model, not a curated record
GGUUAGCUCCUUAAAGGACAUAGUCAGCGCUGAUUGGAUGCUGCUUUCUGGCGGCAAUUGAAGCUGAGUUAUUUUUUUUUUGCGGCGUCAGUGGUAUUACUAGUGUAAAUAGGAAGUGGGGAAGAGUUAAGUAUUUCUUCCAAUAAAAUUACACUCAUUUAUAGUAAUGGAUGAAAUUAUAGUCAUAAGUGAUGAUGAAAAUGAGUAUUCACGAACUUUAAAUGAUUCCUCUGUGAUACUUGAAGAUUUUGAUCCAGCUGUUGAUCGUGAACAACAGUGCAGAAAUGAAGAAAUAGUUGAUGAAGAGUCUGGACUUUCUGUAACUUACUCCAAAAGAGGGGAUGUGUUGCCCCAUGCAAGAUAUGACUGUGCCGUUCACCCCUUCAGCUUUUCAGACAAUCAUAUGUGUACACCAAUGGAAAACAACAUGACAUUUUGUGAGCAGUGCUACUGCUACAUCUGUGGCAAGCUUGCGUCAGAGUGUCUGUCCUGGAUUACUCCUUCCAUUUGUCACUGUAAUGCUCAUAAAAGGAGUGCAUUUUGGAAAAUGGAAAGAGAGAAGGCUAGUUUAGGCAUACUUUUUGAAUUUCAUUUUGACCUCUUAGAAAUAGAUGCUGAUCUACAGGAAGCAGGCAAGUAUUUUGAUUAUUUUUUCCUGUUCUGAUCGUACGAAUGCCACAAUAAAAGUUUCUGUAUUCAAUACUGCUGACAUUUUAUGAUACUCUAUACCUAUUCAAUACCACAUCAAAGACGGGUAUCCCAUUCAUGUAAUUAAAAUGUAAUUGUUCAUGUGAACAAUUUUAUACCUUUUCUGUAAUAAUGGUACAAAAUAUAUAAAUACUAAUGAUAACAUUAGCUUUAAAAUUGUGAUGUUUUCUUUAAGUAUUUACCUAAAUAUCAUUUAAGCAAAGUAGUAUUGGCAUUGAUAGAUAUCAAAAUACAAUAUGUGGCUUGGGGGAUUGACAAUGGGGAUUCCACCUUCAUAACAAGUAUGGUUGAGUUGGUAAUAUUUUCAUUUAAACACUAACUGACUUUGUAAAGCUGUUCUUGUAGCAACAUUCUUUUAAAAUCUGGAUUGCUGGAGAAUUACUCUAACAGC